GAUGAGAUGACAGCUAUUCAAAGAGCAUAACAAUUUUCUAAAGCACCGUACAUUUUGCCCACUUUCUCCAGGACUUUUUUGCCAUUUUGACUUUGGUGAGGGAUUCUGGCAAAAGAUAAAUGGAUCCCCUGAUAGUUAUAGUUUUGGUGGUGACAGCAGCAACACAAGUUAGUGCCACGGCCUGUAAUCUCUCUCAUGAUAAUGGAACUCAUCAAUGCUAUGGGGCUUUGGGAGAAGCUUUGUUCAUUGUCCUGGCUGCAGACAGCAGUAAUGAAGAAAUAAGACUGACGAAAGGUGAUAAAUAUAUUCUGGACAUCAAAACUGGUAAAGACUGGGAACCGAAACUGCAACCGGAGUUUAAGAAUCGCUCUGAGUUAUUUAAUAAUGGAACAUUCAGGCUGGACAGAGUCUUAAAAAAUGACUCUGGAGAUUACAAAAUGGAAAUAUUUAACUCAGAGGGAUCACUGUUGCGCCAUGUCAACAUGCGACUUCAGAUACAAGCCCCGGUGUCAGUGCCAGUGUUGUCUCACCUCUGUCUGCCUCAUGGAGAGACCCUGGUCACAUGCUCCUCAGAGGGAGAUGGUCUGCAGUAUAGCUGGACCAUGAGCGGCCAGACUCUGAACAGGAGUGUAGCCUUCAAUGCUGUCACACUGAAGAGCAGUGAAAUGGCAGAACUGACCUGCCUUGCUCAGAAUAAUGUUAGCAGAAGGAACUCAACAAUUGAUCUCCCGGCCUGCCCAGUUGUGUCUUCCCAGUUUCCUUUUGUAGCUGUGACAGUGGCUUUGAUUGUUGGAACACUCACACUACUUCUUGCACUAUAUGUCGGUAUUAACCAUCUAUGCAAGAAACGAACAUCCAGAUAUGAUACUUCAGUAAGCAUUAACGAGGAUGAGGAUGUGGUAUACGCUGAUGUGAAAAUAGACAAGCAAAGGAAGCAGAGGACCCCAGCCACAGACAUGGUGGAGUAUGGACAGAUCAACAUGGCUGGGAACCCAGAUGUGGCAGGCAGCCCAGAGACUCAAGGGUAGACAUUUUAACAACAUGUAAUUGUAUAAAGCAGAACUAAGACAAGGGUUGACUGAACAUUCUGUGCCCUGGUUGAGUUGGUCAGACAGACGAUUGAACUAGUGACAAAUGAACAUCAAGAGAUGACAACAAGAAAGACGUACUGCAUGUCAUUUUGAGUUUGUUAAGAUUAAUAAGUAACAGCUUUUCAUUGUAUUGUACAAUGGUAUGACAAUUUUUAAGUAUUUUGUCAUUUUUCCUUAAAACCAUGCUAUCAAUUUAUCUGUAUUUCAAUGUUGAAUGGAUCCCGACUAGGGUGCUUGCAAGCCAGACCUUAGCUCUAUUGCUUGAGAGAAAGUAUCUGAACAUUUCCUGUAAACAGCAAUAUCAUACUGUAAAUGUAAUCCUUUAUUUCUUCUGAGGCAUCCACGUUGUUGUACCAAUGUUUAUUUGUGUUAAAAUACUUAGUUAUAACUGUUAUAUAAUAUAUUGGGAACGGUAUAUAAAUGAUGAUCUUCGGGAUCGGGUGCCCUUCCACGGGACGGUUGAGCUAACGUAGGCUAAUGUGAUUAGCAUGAGGUUGUAAGUUGCAAGAAAAUUUCCCUGGACAUAGACAUAUCUUGGGAGAUAGCAUAAAUUCUUGUUAAUGUAACUGCACUGUCCAAUUUACAGUAGCCAUUACAGUGAAAGAAUACCAUGCUAAUGUUUGAGGAGAGUGCACAAUUUUGAACAUGAAAAGUUAUUAAUAAACAAAUUAGGCACAUUUGGGCAGUCAUU
Molecule: messenger RNA, 1782 nt
Organism: Salmo salar (Atlantic salmon)
Lineage: Eukaryota; Metazoa; Chordata; Actinopteri; Salmoniformes; Salmonidae
Source: RefSeq, a predicted model, not a curated record